Molecule: messenger RNA, 1027 nt
Organism: Meira miltonrushii
Lineage: Eukaryota; Fungi; Basidiomycota; Exobasidiomycetes; Exobasidiales; Brachybasidiaceae
Product: Clavaminate synthase-like protein
Exons: 1
Coding region: 30-962 (310 amino acids)
Molecular function (GO): 2-oxoglutarate-dependent dioxygenase activity
Source: RefSeq, a predicted model, not a curated record
ACAUUGUCCGAUAUGAUGAUGAUAAGGAGAUGUCAAAAUUCUCAAAUGCUGUCAAGGGAGGUCGAUUGAGUCGGCUGAUCGAGGCACAAUCCCGAUUGAAGCCCUUAAAGCCUUCCGGGAUUCUCUCCCCGUCUGAAUUCAAUGAGAAGCAUUUGUCCAAAGCGAAGCCAGGUUUGUUCAAGGGAUUAAUACGUGACCCUCAAUCUCCGUAUCGAUGGCCAGCUUGUCAGAAAUGGAAAGGAAAUGAGAAUGAACCACUUGCUGGGCUUCGUGAGAUCAAGCAAGUCCAAAAUGCAAAUGUAGAAGUAGAAGUAGCUCCGAUUGGAACAGGAUAUAAUGAUAAUAUCAACCGUCAAGAAGGAAAAGAUGGCACACACGAAUGGACACAAUUGAGAAUGCCAUUCAGUAUCUUUCAAGAUGCAUUCAUUGACGGUAAAAUACCGUGGAACAACAGUACGCAAUCUUCUGAGCCAGAGCUUGUUGGUUAUGUAGCCCAGCAAGAUUUGUUCGAAAUGGCACCGAUCCUAUACGAACAUUGUCCACCUCUACCACACUCCACCGCAGGAAAACGAGAAGCGAAUGAACAAUGGAGAAGAAAUCUAUGGAUCGGUGGUGCAGGCACAUUCACACCAAUCCAUCGUGAUCCAUACGAAAACCUCUUUGCACAAAUCGUUGGCCGAAAACGUGUUCAUAUCUUCCCGCCAAAGGUUGCCGAGCAGUUGUACCUGUUUGAUCGCUCUAGCAGACAGUCAAACACUUCUGCAAUUCCGACGGAGGAACCCCUGUUAGAUUUGGACAGCGAUAUGUCGGAUCAUUUCCCGCUUUUGCAACAGGCAAUCCAAGAUCCAGAUGCGGCUUGUGCUAUCUUGGAACCUGGAGAUGUUUUGUAUAUACCACAAGGCUUUUAUCAUUGCAUAGCUAGCCUUUCAAUAUCAGCAAGUGCAAAUGCAUGGUUUCGCUAAUCAAAACAAGACACUUGUGUCACUACUGUAUUUCUAGAAAUUGUGUCUAAAAUGAAUGAUUUUAC